AUGCUGAUGAGACCCGGACCAACGCUUCUUCCUACUCGUCCACGCCUAAGCGCAAGUUCGAGGACUUCGCCCCUCCUGAUGGUCCCCUAGUCCCUCCCACUCCACCCGCGCCGCCGUUGGACCGGCGAAUUUCAACCACGGAGCGGACUCCAAGCGAAGCCCAGGGGGUGGGGGCCCGGGGGUAUGGCGAGGAUGAGAUAAAGCCAGUGGUUGCAGGUGGUUAUGAAAGUAAGAAACCGCCCAAAAUGCGCCCGCCCAUGCGAUCCAGUAUCGCCUGUCUGCGGUGCCGCAAGUCUAAAAUCAAGUGCGAGAACAACGGCGGGAGUAGUCCUUGCGACGGUUGCAUCAAGACCGGCAAGAAGUGCGAGUUCAAGCUGCCCGAAGCCAACCCAACGCCUCCGAAACGGAGCGAGCCUCCGUCUUCCAUCAAGCAAGAACGUGAUGGAGGAUCUGACCGGAAGAAAUUGAAGAAAAUCGACGAGAUUGCCAAGGGGGACAACCAAAAGGUCACGCUCUAUGCUGACGAGGUCCUCGCCGCCCCUUUCUUAACUGAAGAUAUUUGGGACCAGGUACUGGAUCUGUACAAGUUACAUUUUGCGCCAGAGCUGCCAUUCUUGCACUUGCCAAGUAUGAGAGAAUACAUAGGUCGCAGGUUCAGGGCACCACAGCCAGAGCCGACCGACACCAAUCUGGUGCUCCUAGGUGUCCUUGUCCUCACGGCCAGGUUCCACUCCGAUCUUGUCAAGUAUCUGGCGCACGUAUACAGCUCACAGGGUGGCAACGCGAGGUCCCGCCCAGUCCAAACACAAAUCGAUCCAGCCGCAGCGUCUGAGUAUUAUGCCGAUACUCUUGCGGUGGCACUGGGUCCGAUGAGAACGGCGAUGAAAGUCGCCUCACUCGAGCGGGUACAGGCGAUGCUCAUGCUGGGCUUAUACGAAUGGGGCCAAACACGACCUAAAACCGGAGGCCUGAGUGCGUGGAUGUACGUUGGCUCUGCGAUCAGAAUGGCUCAGUUCUUGAAUCUUGGCUUCGGCGACAAUCCAAGAGACUCGGGUGAUUCCAAAACCCGUCCUUCCGAUAGUCGGCAGAGAAGAACUUCGAUGUCGCUUUCCCAGACGACCUUGGAUAAUGAGGUGAAGCGACGCACCAUGUUCAGUUGCUUCAUUCUGGACCGUAUGCUCGCAUGUGGUAAAGAGCGACUGUCGAUUAUCCAGCCCGACGACCUCCAGAUCCAGCUUCCUUGUUCAGAAGACAAGUUUGAUCUGGCCAUGGAGGCAAAUACAGGGUUCCUCCGCCCACGCAACGCUCGCGAGAGCGCUGCCACCGACGACAGCGUGCUGAGCCAAUUCAUUCGCCUCGUCGAUAUCUGGGGUGAAAUUUCCAGGUACAGCUCAGCAGGAGGACGAGUAAAAGACGCACACCCGCCGUGGGACCCGAACUCGAUAUUUCGCCAACUCCGCGAAAACCUGGCGGCCUUCGACAACAAUUUGCCCGAUACAUUCACAUUCUCGAGGUCAAACUAUUUCAAGCACGAGAACCAUCAUGCUUCCAGCGUCUAUGUUCUUCUGCACAUGCUCAGAAAUGUCUCCCUCAUCAUGUUGCACAGAGAAUACAUACCAUUCGUGCCUAUCCGAUGUGCUGGUCCGGAAGGUCCUCUCGACAAGCCCACCUUCCCCAAAGACAACGCACGCCGAGAAUUCUGGCUAGAAAGUGCUGAACAGGUGUUCAAGGCUGCCAGAGAGAUUGUGGACUUGAUUGAGAUAUGCCAAAAAAAGGACAAAUUGCCGCAAUCCACCAUCGUCUUGUUUGCAAUUUGGACCGCUGCGUUUGUUGGACUAUAUGGUGCCCACUUCCCUCACAUGGACGUCCAACAACACAUGCUGAGCCAUAGGUGGAACGAGCAAUCGGGAGACGCCGAAGGCGAUGUUUUUCAACAUGGCCCCACGGGCUUGGCUUAUCAAACUCUGAACAAGAUAUCCUACUGGCUGAAGAUGGCCUCUACCUACGUUGGAGUUCUCCAAAACAUGGACAUCUACUUCGACAAGAUAAAGCAAGACUUCGACAGGCACGUGGAUAAAAAUAAGUCUCUGAGCGAGAAGAUGCCUCUGAGUCUGCGCCUUGGUGGCAGAGGCGGUGCCCUCGAAGAAUACCAGCAAAUGUCGAAGCAGCUCAAGGAUUUUGGGACUCUUCAUCCGGACGACCCCACGCACAUGGACAGCUCAGAUCGGUCUCGAGCUAGCACUAUGGAACGGGCAUCCUCCGUCGGCGCUGACAGCCAUAACGCUUCUGUUAUAGAGCGGGUUCGAACCCCAAGAAGUACUCCGUCGGCGUCCUUCGUCGCGAUAAACCAUGGCCUACCGGACCCUAGUGUUUACUCGGACAGGACAGCUGGGCCGUCUGGUAAUCACAGCGAAGUCCACACAGACCACUGGAGGGGUCAGCAGAACCCCAUGCGUCCACAUCAAUCGCCAAUCCAAGGUUACGCCGUAUCACAUCCUCCAGGCACCAUGUUGGACCCGGCGACAGCUGCAGCUCAGGCAGCUCUUCAAGUCGGCUAUAGUCAGCAGCAGUCCCAGUCUCACCAGCCUCAAUCCCAUCAGCCCCCCCCUCACCUGCAAUUUGAGCUCGAUCACGAAGAGUCCAAGCGGUUCGGCGACACGAACGAUCUCGGUAUAUUAACACAAAACGACCCUUGGCUAGACCUCUUCCCACCUGAUAUGCAGCACAUGCAGCAGUUCGUACAAGAGUUCCAGUAUUCAGGAUAAACCAAAACAAAAAGGAGGAAUUGAAACGCAUGAAAGGUGUUUCAGGAGUUGAGCAUGUGUGACAGGAAAAUUAGGAGAUUCUGUACCUAGCGGGCUGUCUACACUGGUUCACCAAUGUUUCGAACAUCAUGGGCAUGUGUUUUUUGUGCCGGGGUUUCUUGUUUGCUCGGAGAGCCUUAGUCGGGCUGAUGGGAGAUGUUGUUAUGUUUUUCGCUUCUAAGAUAUCCUGGAUAGUAUGCGUAAUUUGAGGUGAAAGUCUGUUCGAAUUUAAUGCGCAAUCAGUCAGUUGUUUCAACGUGUUUUGGGGGCAGG
This is a messenger RNA of Pseudomassariella vexata, 3077 nucleotides long. RefSeq names its product fungal-specific transcription factor domain-containing protein. Gene Ontology annotation, biological process: DNA-templated transcription; regulation of DNA-templated transcription. Gene Ontology annotation, molecular function: DNA-binding transcription factor activity, RNA polymerase II-specific; DNA binding; zinc ion binding. The record is from RefSeq and is a predicted model, not a curated record. Bases 246 to 2765 code for a protein of 839 amino acids. Gene Ontology annotation, cellular component: nucleus. The transcript is spliced from 2 exons. Lineage: Eukaryota; Fungi; Ascomycota; Sordariomycetes; Amphisphaeriales; Pseudomassariaceae.